Messenger RNA from Entelurus aequoreus (snake pipefish), 2040 nucleotides. It is a transcript of the gene cyp2u1, whose product is annotated as cytochrome P450 2U1. The transcript is spliced from 5 exons. Gene Ontology annotation, cellular component: cytoplasm; intracellular membrane-bounded organelle. The record is from RefSeq and is a predicted model, not a curated record. Gene Ontology annotation, molecular function: iron ion binding; oxidoreductase activity, acting on paired donors, with incorporation or reduction of molecular oxygen, reduced flavin or flavoprotein as one donor, and incorporation of one atom of oxygen; heme binding. The coding region runs from base 96 to 1664 and encodes 522 amino acids. Gene Ontology annotation, biological process: xenobiotic metabolic process. NCBI's taxonomy places the organism in Eukaryota, Metazoa, Chordata, Actinopteri, Syngnathiformes, Syngnathidae.
UCUUCAACAACAGCGGAAGUGGCGGAUGCAGUAGAGUCACGGUGUGACCGUUGUAGCUACAAUGAUGGCGUUAUAUUUGACGUAGCUGUCACAAUAUGCUUCCACUGUGGGCCAAGUCGCUGCUGUCAGAAGCAAACAUUGCGGCGUGUUUAGUCGUCUUGUCGGUGUAUUAUUUACUCCAAUGCCUCCGCAGACGACGCCACCUAGCUAACAUCCCCCCGGGGCCCAAGCCUCUGCCGAUAGUCGGCAACUUCGGCGUCCUUCUCAUUCCGGCUUUUAUUCGGAGGAGGUUUCGGAAGUCGUCGAGCCGCGCCAACGCGACACCUUUGGUGGGGUUAACGGAACACGCCGCCGUGUACGGUGACGUCUUCAGCCUGUUUGUGGGCAGCCAGCUGGUUGUGGUGCUGAACGGCUGUGACGUCAUCAGGGAUGCUCUGCUCAACCAGCCGGAAGUGUUCUCAGACAGACCGGAUAUGCCUGCGGUGACCAUCAUGACCAAACGCAAAGGAAUAGUCUUUGCGCCCUAUGGACCUGUUUGGAGAAAACAUCGCAAGUUCUGCCACGCGUCUCUGAGGUCCUUUGGGCUGGGGAAGCUGAGUUUGGAGCCGUGCAUCCUUCAAGGCCUGGCCACCGUCAAAAGCGAGCUGCUGCGACUACACGAGGAGAAGGCUGCCGUGGACUUGACUCCGCUCAUCAGCAACGCCGUCUCCAACGUCAUCUGCUCCCUCGCCCUGGGCCGGCGCUUCCACCCUGACGACCGGCAGUUCAGCACCCUGCUGGGCCUGAUGAUGCGAGGCCUGGAGCUGUGCGUCAACAUCCCCGCCAUCCUCAUCAACGUUUUCCCGCUGCUCUACCACUUGCCCUUCGGCGUCUUCAAGGAGCUCCGCCAGGUGGAGGGCGACAUCACGGCGUUCCUGAAGAGGAUUAUCGCGGAGCACCGGGAAACGCUGGACCCGGGGAACCCGAGGGAUCUUGUGGACAUGUACUUGGUGGAGAUGUUGGCUCAGAAGGAAGCUGGAGUGGAGGACAGCAGCUUCAGUGAAGAUUACCUCUUCUACAUCAUUGGAGACCUUUUUGUAGCAGGCACUGACACGACCACCAACUCUGUCCUGUGGGUCCUCCUCUACAUGGUCGUGCAUCCUGAUGUCCAAAAGAAGGUCCAAGCAGAGCUGGACGAGGUGGUGGGAAGACAUCGCGUCCCGUCUUUGACCGACAGGGGACAUUUGCCCUUCACAGAGGCCACCAUCAUGGAGGUGCAGAGGCUGACAUCAGUGGUUCCUCUGGGCAUUCCACACAUGGCGUCCAAGACCACAAACUUCCGAGGUUUCACCAUUCCGCAAGGAACAGUUGUUUUGAUCAACCUGUGGUCCGUCCAUCGAGACUCCGCCGUGUGGGACGACCCUGACUGCUUCAAGCCGGAGCGCUUCCUGGAUGACCACGGGAAGUUAGUCAGGAAAGAUUGCUUCAUGCCAUUUGGGAUUGGUCGCAGGGUGUGCAUGGGGGAGCAACUGGCCAAGAUGGAGCUCUUCCUCGCGGUCAGCAGCUUACUGCAAGCCUUCACUUUCAGACUCCCGGAGGGAACGCCGCCUCCUUCCAUGCACGGACGCUUUGGCCUGACGCUGGCGCCGUGCCCCUUCUCUGUGUGCGUGAGCCCUCGCGAGUGACGUCAGCUGGAGAUGCUACCUGGACAGGCAGAAUAGUGGGCAGGACACUUAAGUAGGUACGCCUGAGCCGUCUCCUGUGCAGUUGAAUGAGGUAACCGCAGCAUGAUGAUGUAGUACAGUCGCAGUAAAUACCUCAGAGCACAAGUUUUCUGUUGGAUCGGAAUAGACCGGUGUACCUAAUGAAGUGACAUCCGGAUUCUAGUACAUGACUUGUAAUAUUGGAUUAUCAGUUAAUAUAUCUACUUCUAUCGUUAAAGUCCGUAUCAGGUUUUUUAAUUACAGUAAAUAAUAUUUUUGAAAAUGACGUCUUUAAGUAUUUUUUAACAAUGGUAAAACAAAACAAAAAUGUAUACUGUAUAUUUAAUACAGUAUUAUU